Messenger RNA from Colletotrichum truncatum, 1434 nucleotides. RefSeq lists its product as uncharacterized. Lineage: Eukaryota; Fungi; Ascomycota; Sordariomycetes; Glomerellales; Glomerellaceae. Gene Ontology annotation, molecular function: oxidoreductase activity. Gene Ontology annotation, cellular component: cytoplasm. The record is from RefSeq and is a predicted model, not a curated record.
AUGUGCGAUCACAUUGUCAAUGUCAUUAAGACGUACAUUACCCAAGACCCAGGUUUGCCUCGUGCCAAUCCGACGGCAUCGUACUGGCAACAUGUUCCUCACGAACUCUCUAAUGUCAAAUCUGCACAACUGCCAGCCGAUACCGAUAUUGCAGUCAUCGGCUCCGGUAUCACUGGCGCUAGCGUGACCAAGACGCUGCUGGAAAAAGAUCCAUCUGCCAGAAUCACUGUCUUUGAGGCGCGUACCCUCUGCUCGGGUGCAACUGGUCGUAAUGGCGGUCAGCUGGCGACCAACGCCGGAGAAGCCUACUUCGAGCUGAAAGAGCGAUUUGGCAGCUACAUGGCUGGGAAAAUUGCCGCGUUUACUUUCAUGACGUGUGAUAGGAUGCGUGAGAUCAUUGCGCAGUAUGCACCUGUUGACAGCGAGUAUCGGGAAGUAACCAAGGUUCGGGCAUUUCUGGACAAGUUGUCCUUCGCCAAAAUGAAGAACAGUAUUGCGCAGAUGGAAGCCGAUCAUCCAAGCUUGAAAGGCGUUUACAAAAUCAUCGACAGUGAGACUCUACUAAAGACGCACGGCGUUCAUGGCGCGGUCGGCGGAGUUACGCUCCCUGCCGCGGCGAUGUGGCCGUAUCGCAUAGUCAGCAACAUAUUCCAUGCUCUUCUCAGCGAGUACCCUGAUCGUCUUAGCAUUGAAACCAACACUCCUGUCAUGUCAGUGGAGCGCGUGGGCGGCAAAUACAUUCUGACCACUCCGCGCGGGCAAACCACCGCGGGAAAAGUUGUUUACUGCACCAACGGCUACACUGGCCAUCUCCUACCCAAAAUGAGAGGGCUUCUGUUCCCAGUCCGUGGCACGAUGAGUGUCCAAGAUCUCGGGCCAAAUGUCCCCAACAAAGGCGCCUCUGAGUCUUUCGGCUUUCACUAUGAACCGUACUACGAUGAGAAAAGCCAGACGCUUGCAGAUGGCCUGUGGUAUCUUACCCAGAGCGCCAAGACGGGUUAUUUCUUCUUUGGUGGGGAAAAGGGGACCAUUGACGAUACUUUGACAGCAGAUGACACCGUCCUCACCGGUCAUGCGCUACUACACCUCCAGAACAUGUUGCCGAGGUUCUUCAAUUACACGGAUGUGAAAAAAGACCAGCUCGUCAGCGCGUGGAGCGGUAUUAUGGGCUUUACUGCAGAUGGUGCGCCAUACAUCGGCCGGCUUCCGUUCUCAGUUACUGGCCGCAAGGGCGAUGAAGAGUGGCUGGCUGCCGGAUAUUCUGGGUACGGUAUGCCAUACUGUUGGCUAGCUGGUGAGGCACUCGCCAAUAUGGUUACUGGACAAAGUCCUGUGGAUAUGGACUGGUUGCCGGAAGCGUACCUCAUCAAGGAGGAGCGACUUUCGCCGACAGGAAUCGAAGACGUGGCCGAAAUGCUUGCUUCUUUCAGGUGA